AUGCGAUCCGCGAUCCUCUCGAUCCUUUCGCUGCUCUCAACGCCUCUCCUCACAUACGCUUCGCCGUUUCCCAUGCCACCGCCCAGCAACGACAACAUCCUCAUUCCGCGAAAUUGCCCCAAUCCGUGCGGUUUCUACAAGCAGGUCUGCUGCGAAGCCAACCAGCAAUGUUACACCGACGCCAACAACCAGGCCGCAUGUCGAGCAGGCGGCGGCGACAACGGUUCCUGGGAACCCUUCACGACUACAUUUACACGGACGGAUCUGGUUGUAGUAACAUCGACGGGUAGCCGAUAUGUUGCGGCAACGGCGCCCGGAAACAGCCAGUGCAAAACAAAUCUGGGCGAGACCCCGUGCGGGGGCAUCUGCUGCACGGCCGCACAGAUGUGUAACGGGAAGGGUGUCUGCAUUCAAGCCGGAGGCUCGCCUUGGGAGACCAUUCCGGGCCCUUCAGCCAGCCCGCCGGUGCGCCCAACCAGUGGGUCAACUAUUACCGCCACAGUGCCAGUGACAACGACUGUUGGUUUUAUUCCCGCCGUCAGUACAGAUGGUACGACCUUGAUCGGCCCGGCUCCGGGGGGUGGAGGAGGCAGCCACUUGAGCGGCGGAGCCAUCGCGGGUAUCGUCAUUGGGUCUCUGGCCGGUGCCUUCAUUCUUCUGCUGCUUUGUCUCUGCUGCUGUGUCGGUGGCGCUGCCAAUCGUCUGCGUGGACUCUGCUGUGGAGGUCGGCGCCGCAGAAAUUCAUACUCCGAAUCCUCUAUGUCGCAGUCGGUUUCCGGCGCGCAGGGGCGUCCCCAUUCUCACCCAAGGCCACCACCCCAGUCAUCUGGGUUGAGCAAAUGGGCUCCUGUGUUGGGAAUUAUCGGCGCUAUUGCUUUAUGCCUGGGCUUGCGAAGACGGCGAGAUGAGUCUGAAAAAUCGACGGCAUAUAAUACCACCUAUUAUACCUCAAGUAGCAGCUCCAGCAGCCAUCUUGGACAUAACUGGGUUGAGCCCGAAAACCGGCCCCCACCUGGGCGUGGACCUGCUUCUGGAUAUUUCCCUGGUCGCCAUGCCAGCGUUCGCGAUGCGCGGGGCGACGAGUGA
Messenger RNA from Ophidiomyces ophidiicola, 1086 nucleotides. RefSeq lists its product as uncharacterized. NCBI's taxonomy places the organism in Eukaryota, Fungi, Ascomycota, Eurotiomycetes, Onygenales, Onygenaceae. The transcript has a single exon. The coding region runs from base 1 to 1086 and encodes 361 amino acids. The record is from RefSeq and is a predicted model, not a curated record.